Molecule: messenger RNA, 3323 nt
Organism: Alosa sapidissima (American shad)
Lineage: Eukaryota; Metazoa; Chordata; Actinopteri; Clupeiformes; Clupeidae
Exons: 6
Coding region: 686-3031 (781 amino acids)
Cellular component (GO): synapse
Source: RefSeq, a predicted model, not a curated record
ACAUAUGUGUUUGUGUGUGUAGAUGAUACACACAAUCUGUCUUUCUGUGUGUGUGCCACUGCUCAUGCAUACACAAAGGUGUAUUCGUCUGUGUGGUAUUCUUGUGCUUCAAAAGUAUGCCUCUGCUUUUUUUCUUUGACUUUUGUUCACUAAUAUACUCUUUUGGCGUAUUGUAUGUGGAUGAUUUUACAGUUAUUUUAUCCCUUUAACUAUGUUUGUGUGUACUUGCAUGCAUGUGUGUGUGUGUGUGUGUGUGUGUGCAUGUGUGUGUGAGAGUAUGUUGAAGCAAAACGCAUAAUGUGCUUCUCUCUUUCCCUGUGUGUGUGGUACGGCACGGUUGGCGUUGGUGGCGUUCUAAUCAGCAGAACCAAGCGGCCUGUUCCCCGUGCUCCGUCAGCAGGCUCUACGCAGGUAGACAGCUCCCUCCUCCCCCGGGCGCCACCAGCGAACACGAACACCCUCCCCCGGGAAUAAGAUCCCACCUGCAGGGACCGCCAGUGAGACGAGCAGGGGUUGGGGUUGGAGAAGAGAGAGGAGGAGAGGAGGAGUGGAGAGAGGGAAGAAGGGAGAAAAGCAUAGAGGAGGAGGAAGAGGAGGAAGAACUGGGGGGCCUGCAGAGAGGAGAGAGAGAAAAUCGAAGGAACACAUGCGAGCGAGCAGGCGAAGAAGCAGAUAAGGGGGCACCAUGAAGAAGAUCUACAUCGGGAAAACCGCGCUCAAAACCUCCCGCAAUGGAUGGAAGCAUCAGAAGAAAAGCUCGCUGCAGGAGCAGAAGGAGGACCUGCGGAAGCGUCUGGCCUACACCACCCACAAGCUGGAGCUGCUGCAGAGCGAGUUCGACUCCACCCGCCAGUACCUGGAGACGGAGCUGCGCCGCGCCCAGGAGGAGCUGGACAAGUUUACCGAGAAACUGCGCCGAAUACAGAGUAGCUACUCGGCUCUCCAGAGGAUCAACCAGGACCUGGAGGACAAGAUCCACAGGACGUCUCAGCACCAUGACGACGAGAAGCGAGCGCUGAGCCGAGAGAUCAUCGUCCUUAAUAACCACCUCAUGGAGGCAAAGAUGACCAUCGAGAAACUACGAGAGGACAAUGACCUCUACCGAAAGGACUGCAACCUGGCUGCUCAGCUCCUGCAGUGCAGCAAGUCCCACUACAGGACCCAGCUCUCUGAGCUGCCUGCUGAUUUCCAGGAGCGCGUGAGCGUGCACAUGGAGACCGCCCCGCUGUGCCACUCGCCGUACUCGGACUCGGUGCCCACCUCGGUCAUCGCCAAGGUGCUGGAGAAGCCGGACGAGGCCUGCAGCAGCAGCCAGGCGUCCCGCUCGCCCAGCCCGCAGCCCCAGGAGCAGGCCUUCCUGCUGGGCAGCAGCAUGGGCAGCGUGGGCGAGCGCCUGGGCGUGGGGCUGGGGCUACGCGGGGGCACCUACAAGUCUGACCUGUACAGCAGCGACACGGCGCUCUACUGCCCGGACGAGCGGCGGCGCGAGCGCCGGCCCAGCAUGGACGUCCACGGCAGCGUUGUCAUCGGCGGCGGUGGCGGCGUUGGCGGCGCCGUAUCGCAGCAGCAGCUGCAGCUGCAGAGGCAGCACGUCGCGCAGCUCUACGGGCCGCAGAACUCCACCGACAGCAACCCGGACGAGGGCGACCUCCGCGGAAUGUCGCCAGGGCCCUUCGGCCAGCAGGAGCACUUCGGCGGCAAGUUCGGCGUGCCGUCGCUCGGCGGCGGCUCCAGCUCGUACUCGAGCUUCAGCGGCGGCGGGGGUUCGGACGGCGGCGGCAUCGGCGGCAAGGGCCAGGGUCCGCUGAGCAGCGGCGCGUCGUCGCCGUCCUCACGCCACCACCACGCCACCCUCUAUAUGGACUGGCGCGAUGCCGGCGCCGACUACGAGCACAAGAGCGACUCGUCGUGGGAGCGCGACAGCCCCGGCGCCUUCUCCGCGGCGCCGCACGGCUUCCAGCAGGAGCUCAGCCUCCACAGCCAAAACGGUGGCGGAGGAGGAGGUGGCGGAGGAAGCGGCGGCUCGCCCGUCUAUAGCCGGACGAUGUCGUCGUGCUACAGCGAGCCGUACGAGCCGCUGCCGCCGUCGUCCUCGCCGAGCGUGGCCGCGUACGGCGACAGCCGGCGCAGCAGCGCGUUGCCACCCGACGAGGACGAGGAGGAGGAGGACGCGGAGGAGGACGAGGAGCUGAUGAUCGGCCGCUGGCGGCAGCUGAGCGUGGACGACCUGAACACGGCGGCGGCGCACGCCUACCGCAGCAGCCCCGGCCGCGCCUCGCCCUACAGCUUCUCCGAGCAGCACUUCUCCGUGCGGCCGGCCAAGAUCCGCCUGGGCCCGCUCUACAGCAGCUUCCAGGAGGGCACCACAGACCUCUACCACCACCACCACCAACAGCAACAGCAACAACAACAACAACAACAACUACAACAACAACAGCACCACCGCCACCUGAUCGGCACCGCCAGCGUCGACCCCAUCUGCUUCUCCUCGCCCAGCCCCGAGUGCAGCCCUGGCGGUGGGGGUGGGGGUGGGGGUGGAGGUGGUGGUGCUGGCAUGCGGCAGGCGCACAGUCAGGCGCAGCUCUACCGCGCCGCCAAGGACGACAGCCAGGAGGAGUCCGAGCACAGCCUCUACCACUCGGGCGGCAGCUCCAAGGACAUGGAAGGCGGCCUCGGGGGGCCAGCGUCUGUGGCCGGGAGUGGUGGUGGCGGUGGCGGCGUUCCUGAGGCGGCCGAGUACGUGGACGUGAGCCCCAACAGCUCCACCGAGUCGCUGCACAUGCAGGGCGCGCUGGAGAUGGCCGGCGAGCACGAGCUGCAGAUGUAUCAGGCCGAGAUGCACGGACACGCCGUGCACGCUGGACACGCCGGACACCCCGCCGCCGUCGGCCACGGCAGCUCGCCGCAGAGGGUCACCCCGCGGCCCUCGUCCGCCCAGCCGCAUCAACAGUACCAAAAAUUUGGGACCCUGGGGCUCACCCGCAAGGACAGCCUGACCAAGGCCCAGCUGUACGGGACGCUGCUCAACUGAGGUGGACGGCCCGGAGCGGAGCGCUCCCUCCUCCUCCCACUGGGUUUUUAGUGGAGAGUGAGUGAGUGUGGAGCUCAGAGCGGGUUAGACGCCAAGGGGGCCGACAGUGAUAAGAUGGAGGGGAAUGCUCUGCUGCUGAGUCAGGAAAGUCUAAUGGCAGACUGUGGCACAAAAGGUUCUCACUCUCUCUCUUUCUCUCUUUUCAUGCUAUCUUUUCCUCUCUCUCUUCCUCAGUCUCCCUCUCUCUGUAUCUCUCGCUCUGCGUCUCUGUUUCUCUCUCCUAAUAUCCCUC